Messenger RNA from Mesorhabditis belari, 933 nucleotides. Lineage: Eukaryota; Metazoa; Nematoda; Chromadorea; Rhabditida; Rhabditidae. The record is from the annotation of a GenBank genome assembly.
AUGAUUCUUCGACCAUUUGCCUUGUCAACUCUUUUCAUUCUUUGCACUUUUGGUUUGGCUUUACGAGUAAAAGAUCAACCAAAUGAUCCAUGUCGAACAUGUCAAAUGAUUAUGAACAUCGCUAUUCAUCAUUUCCACUCAACACCCACCAAAUCGGAGCUCAAAUCGGCGCUGAUGGAUGAAUGCAAAGACAUCAGCCAUAAUGAAGGGCCUGUGGCCGGGAAAGAAUGCAUGGAUCUAGUCAAUGACAAUUUCGAUUUGAUUUAUGAGGAUCUCGAGGUGAAAAAGAAGAAUCCACAACAAACUUGUGAAGAUCUCGAUCAAUCUCAAUGGAAACCGGCUUAUAUGAAUUGUACGAUGGUACAACAAAAGCAAAACUGUCUCGAUUUCUCGAUGGACAUUCGCAAUGAUCCCGCCAUUUUCUAUAAAGGUUCAACAAAGGUCGAAACUGAGAUCUCUUUCUUUAUGAAUAUUAACGGGGAAUCGUGGCUGAAAGACAGCAUUAAAGUGCCACCAUGUGAGACCGGUGAGACGAAUUGUGUGAAAUUCUUUAUGCUUUCUCUCAAAAAGGACAUCAAAGAGCAAAUGCUAAAAGCGGAGACGAAAAAACUUCGAUUGAGCAUUAAUUUCAAGGACACUACAGCCAAUGUCCUCUAUGUGAGAACAAGACUUUGUGGGGAAUUUAUCUGGGGAGCUUCUCUCGGCUUGUGGGAGGCACUUGAUCGAGCCUAUAUCAAUUCAUCGGUCAAAAUGUGGAAUGGAGACGCCGAAGAUGAAGUGAAAAAGCUCUCCGAUGAACUGAAGAGAAAGUAUUUCCAUUCACUAGCUCAUCUCGAGAAUUCAACAUCAACUGUUACCAGUUCGAAGAGUCGUUCUCGUCGUUCACACCAUCCGCGUCGUCUCUUCGACUCUAAUGAACUGGAGAGCGGUUAU